Theobroma cacao (cacao) is the source of this 1951-nucleotide messenger RNA. NCBI's taxonomy places the organism in Eukaryota, Viridiplantae, Streptophyta, Magnoliopsida, Malvales, Malvaceae. The record is from RefSeq and is a predicted model, not a curated record.
ACACUUUAACAUACCUAAAUAUCUAAAGUUAACAUGUUUUAAUAGUUAUGGGCCAGUUACUUUAGUAGGGAGAUAUUACAUAUUUGUAAAGUUGUAUGUGAAUUAAGGAGAUUUAGCAGAACAAAAUGUAGAAUUAACCCUUCUAGCUAUCAGAUCAUUGACCAUCCUAAUCAGAAUUUUUGUCUAAAACUCAAGUAAUUGUACUAACAAAUUUCUAAGGAGUGUUUUUUCACACACGAAUCCACUUUCAGGUAGCUAUGUCUUCACGCUCCACCAUAUAUUAUUUGCCAGGGUCACUUGUCAAGUCAACUCACCAAUUCUUCAUCUCUUUUCAGCUGAACUAGCUGCAGUCUCUGGAGCGAUGGAGUCCACCGACAGGAGCCCCAAGGCCUCUCACUCUCACCCUCACCCCCACAUCCUGGUGUUUCCAUACCCAGCCCAUGGCCACAUGCUCGCUCUUCUCGACCUCAUCCACCAACUCGCUCUCCGUGGUCUAACCAUCACCAUCUUAAUCACCCCUAAAAACCUCCCAUUACUCUCUUCUCUCCUCUCCUCCCAUCCUUCCUCCAUCACUCCCCUCGUCCUCCCUUUCCCUUCUCACCCUCUCAUCCCACCCGGAGUCGAACACGUUAAAGACCUUGGCAACACAGGGAACCUACCCAUCAUGGCCGCCUUAGGCAAACUUCGCGACCCUUUAAUCCACUGGUUCAACUCUCACCCCAACCCUCCAAUUGCCAUCCUCUCCGAUUUCUUCCUUGGUUGGACACAACACCUGGCGACCCACUUGAACAUCCCCAGGAUCGCUUUCUUCUCAGUAGGUGUGUUUUUGGCUUCUGUCUUCGACUAUAUUUGGAACAAUGUUGAAAAUUUGACGCCUUUGAGCGAAGUCGAGUUCAACUAUCUCCAUGGAUCCCCGGUCUUCAAGCAGGAACAUUUGCCAUCCGUGUUUAAACUCUACAAGAGAUCAGAUCCUGAUUGGGAGUUCGUCAAGGAUGGCUUGGUUGCAAAUACAAAGAGUUGGGGUUGCGUUUUUAAUUACUUUGAUGCUUUGGGAACUGAGCAUGUUCGAUGUUUCAAGACACAAGUAGGUCAUGAUCGUGUCUUCACUGUCGGGCCGCUUAGUUUGACAAGCCCGGAUGUAUCGGGGCGGGGCAAUUCGGGUUCGGAGUCUGACCGGAAUGACCGUGUGUUGGCUUGGCUUGACGGAUGCCCCGAUGGGUCUGUUGUUUAUGUUUGCUUUGGGAGUCAAAAGCUGUUGAGAAAGGAACAAAUGGAAGCCUUGGCUAACGGGCUUGAAAAGAGCGGGACGCGUUUUAUCUGGGUGGUGAAAACGGGUACGACCAAACAGCAAGAAGACGGGUAUGGUGUCGUACCCGAUGGGUUCGAGGAGCGGGUGGCCGAUCGGAGUAUGGUGAUCAAAGGGUGGGCCCCACAAGCGUUGAUAUUGAGUCACAAGGCGGUGGGUGGGUUUCUGAGCCAUAGCGGGUGGAACUCGGUGCUGGAAGGGAUAGUGGGUGGAGUCAUGAUACUGGCUUGGCCCAUGGAAGCCGACCAGUUUGUGAACGCCAGGCUCCUGGUGGAGGAUGUGGGUGUGGGUGUGGGUGUUAGGGUGUGUGAAGGUGCUGACUCGGUUCCUGACUCAGAUGAAUUGGGUCGGAUCAUCGCUAAGUCGAUGAAUGAGGGUGGAGUGAAGGCAAAGGCUAAGGAACUGAAACAGAAGGCUUUGGCUGCAACAAGUGAUGGUGGGAGCUCCAUGAAGGAUUUGGAUAGAUUUGUAAGAGAAUUGGAUCAACUUAGAGAAAGCUAGAUCCUGCUUUCCUCUAUCAGCCCCAAUAAAAAUUCAAUUCCACUCUUUAAAUAUGAAUACAUGUAAGCAAAUCCUAUGUUCGAGUGCUAAUGACAUUCUACUGUCAGAUUCCAAAUAUUCCAUAUAUAAAUUUCAGUUGAUUCA